CCAACCCACCCACCCCCUUUUAAAAACAAGCCGUCACCAUCCAUCCACACAUUCAUAAAUCUGCAACAUAUUUCACUUACUUUCUUCACACGAAUUCUCAAUUAAUUCCAUUCCACUAUGGAGACAACAAAUCAACCAAUAUCUUCUUCAUCUCCUUCUUCCGGUGAUGACGAUCCACCUCCAGCUGAUGACGUCACCUUCCGUUUCAAUCAAAAACUGACGCUGAUUUCAGAACUUGACGCCAACGAUGAUUCUAAUCCACAACAGUUGAUUCCAGAAGCUUCAGAAACGGACGAUGGUCCAAUAUCUUCAUCUCCACCGGCAGCUGAUGACGUCACCUUCCCUUUCAAUCAGCUUCAGAUUAACGGUAACAACUAUGAUUCUAAAAUUUCUAAUCCACAAAACUUGAUUCCAGAAGCUUCAGAAACUGAAGACGAUGAUGAAGAAGACGAAGAAGAAGAUGAUGGUGAUUUCACGUUUAUGUAUGUAGCCGAUAACGGUAACGGUAACGGUUCACUAACGGCGUUCGAAAACGGUCAGAUCCGUAACGUUUUCCCGCUAUUUGAUCAAAGUUUGUUAUUAACCGGCGAUUACGACGACGGAAACCGCCGUUUUCCGAUUGACGUACCGGUAGAUAAGGUUUUCAUCGAGUCACCUCGCCGAUCUCCGUCAGAUAACGGCGAAACUGACGGAACCGGAACCCUACGCCGUUUGCAAAACGAAUCCGAAAUCAACAAGAGCAACUCUACAGGAUUCUCGAAGCUCUGGAGGUUUAGAAAUAAUGAAAUGAAUCGGAGUAACAGUGACGGACGUGACGCUUUUGUGUUUCUAGAAAGUUCAGAUACCGGAACAACUGCAACGACAUCGGAUGGAAAACCUAACGGCGUUAAAGUCAACGUUGGAAAGGGGAAAGGUGUGAAGAAAGGGAAAAAGUCAACGGCGUCGGCACAUGAGGUUUAUUUGAAGCAGAAAGGUGGACAGACGGAGGAAGAACGCCGGCGGUCAUAUCUGCCGUACCGGCCGGGGUUAAUGGGGUUUUUUACGAAUGUGAACGGUGGUUUAAGCAAGAAUGUGCACCCGUUUUAGGAUCAAGCUUUUUUCGUAAUGUUACACAUGUGUAAUAUAUUACUGUUUAUGUUAAUGUUAAGUAUUAACAAUUUUUGUUUUA
Helianthus annuus (common sunflower) is the source of this 1168-nucleotide messenger RNA. RefSeq lists its product as uncharacterized. The record is from RefSeq and is a predicted model, not a curated record. Bases 118 to 1086 code for a protein of 322 amino acids. The transcript has 2 exons. Lineage: Eukaryota; Viridiplantae; Streptophyta; Magnoliopsida; Asterales; Asteraceae.